Syngnathus acus (greater pipefish) is the source of this 1708-nucleotide messenger RNA. RefSeq names its product progestin and adipoQ receptor family member Vb (gene paqr5b). Bases 96 to 1151 code for a protein of 351 amino acids. Gene Ontology annotation, molecular function: signaling receptor activity. Gene Ontology annotation, cellular component: membrane. Lineage: Eukaryota; Metazoa; Chordata; Actinopteri; Syngnathiformes; Syngnathidae. The transcript has 8 exons. The record is from RefSeq and is a predicted model, not a curated record.
GCAGCACAACGCUUAUAAAGACACCAGGGCACACCCCGACGGCAGCCUCAAAUCAGAUCACUCACAGACAGCAUAGCAGCACUUCGAGGUUAAGCAUGCUCAGCCUCAUCAAAUUGCCAAGAGUCGUCACCGUCAAUCAAGUGCCCAAAGUUUUCCAUGAGGACGGCAUUAUCUCUGGCUACCGCUACCAUGGUAGCUCAGCCACUGACUGCAUCUUAAGCCUCUUUCAGCUGACCAAUGAGACCCUUAACAUCUGGACCCAUUUUUUGCCCACCUGGUACUUUCUAUGGAAACUAGUAAGCGUGGUGCUCAUCCAAACUGCAUGGCAGCAUCCCUUCACCUGGCCUCUGGUGGUCUUAAUCAUUUCCAGUUGCAUAUAUCCACUUGCAUCAAGCUGCGCUCACACCUUCAACAGCAUGUCAGCACGGGUGCGACAUAUGUGCUUUUAUAUUGAUUAUGGAGCCCUAAGUCUCUACAGCAUGGGUUCUGCAAUCACGUAUUCAGCUUACGUGUUCCCAGACAAGUGGGUAAACAGCAUCUUCCACCAGUGCUUCGUCCCCAUUGCUCUGCUUAACACCAUCAUAUGCACCAGCCUGGCCUGCUACUCCAGGCUUGGAUUGCCAUUUCUUCAUUAUAAUCACGAGGUUGUAAAGAGAUUCUCUGAAUGCCAGCCUCCAAGGUUCAGCAAAGUGCUCCGUCUUGUUGCUUUUGCCUACCCUUACCUGUUUGACAGCAUUCCUCUCCUCUACAGGCUGUUCCUAUGUGAAGGGGAAGGCUGCACUAAUAACGAAGCCAAUGUCUUCCACUUUACCCACAUUGCACUGGCUUUCCUCACUGGCUUCCUGUUUGCAUCACAUUUACCCGAGCGCCUGGCACCUGGCAUCUUCGACUAUAUUGGUCACAGUCAUCAACUUUUGCACGUCUUUGGCAUCCUUGCCACCCACUUCCAGAUGAUGGCCGUUGAGCAAGACAUGGUAUUGCGACGUUCCUGGCUUCUGAACCACUCCCUACCCAUCACCUUUGCAAACUCACUGGGUCUAACAGUACUUUGCCUACUGGUCAAUCUGAUCAUCUUCCUCUUCUUUAGCCUACCCCUCUCAGCAUCAGUUGGUCAGCAAAAAACAUAUGAGAGCCAGUUAAAAGCACAUUGAUACUUGUGUUAUGGCUACGUCACAUUGCAGAACUCCAAGCUGCUCUUUGGAUAAACCAACAUUUGUUAUUGUGUACAGUAUAUAACAUGUUUUUAUUGGAAGCUGUCUAUGUGAAUGAAAAUAUGCCAUCUGCACUGAGAGCAUAGUUAGCCUUCAUAUCACUGUAAUGACUGCUGUUGGAUGUGAUGCAAAUUGACGAUCUGCCUAAAACGCAAUGGGAAUAACUGUUCUAACAUUUGUGUAACAAUGUUUCCUGAAACCCAAUGUACAUUUACGCUACUAAUGCUGCAACAUAGCUCGAUUACAUUCCAAAAUCCAGUGAAACAAUCAAAUAUAUUUGAUGUCCCUGAAUUCUAAGAUAGCUGCAGAUGGGAACAAUGAAGAGCUUGAAGGGAACAAAAAAUGAAAAUACAACUGGAAUACAAUGUCUUUUUUUGUUUUUUACAGCAUUAAAAAUCGACAUUUUCAUCUACAUAGUUCUUCAUACAACUUCUGACAUUUUACACUGAUCAUUUCGAAAAUGUAUUUAUUCCAAAUUAAAGCCUAUUUAUACAACG